Messenger RNA from Nerophis lumbriciformis (worm pipefish), 4008 nucleotides. Lineage: Eukaryota; Metazoa; Chordata; Actinopteri; Syngnathiformes; Syngnathidae. The record is from RefSeq and is a predicted model, not a curated record.
AUGAAGAAAGCAUUCACGGCCCAGCAAAUUUCCAAAUGGUUCACCUCCGAGACGACGUUUGCGAACGUUAAGCUCACAGAAGAGGAGGUUGACAAGAAAUUGUCCGAGCCAUUGUCAGAAGACACGAGCCCCUUAAAUGCUGCUGAUGAAGAGAACCACAAGAGUGUCAACACGAUAAAAGCUGACCGACCGAUUUGUGAAUCCGUAGGAAGCCCACCUCCAACACCUGAGAGCUCCAGAUACCCCAACUUGCCCAUUACCAAAAACAGGCAGGAGCUGAUUUCUCUGAUAGAAAACAACUCUGUGGUGAUUAUUCGAGGAGCCACGGGCAGUGGCAAGACCACCCAGCUGCCACAGUACAUUCUGGACCACUACGAUGAUAAAAAUGCCCCUUGUAACAUUGUGGUCACGCAACCACGCAAAAUUGGCGCCACCAGCAUUGCUCGAUGGGUCGCCACUCAAAGAAAGUGUACCUGCGGCAGUCUGGUUGGAUAUCAGGUCGGACUGGAGAAGCAGGCUACCGAGCACACCCGACUGAUCUACGUGACAACAGGGGUGCUGCUGGAAAAACUUGUGUUUGCCAAGACCCUCACAGAAUUUUCUCAUAUUUUUAUUGACGAGGUUCAUGAGCGCACUGAGGAGAUGGACUUUCUCUUGCUGGUCGUGAGGAAACUUCUUAACUCCAACUCUCGUUAUGUUAAGAUAAUCCUCAUGUCGGCCACCAUCAACUGCAGACAAUUUGCUGAGUACUUUAGCACCCCUGUUCGUGGAAAGAUGAGCCCAGCUUAUGUGUUUGAGGUGGAGGGGACACCUUAUGGCAUCGAGGACUUUUACCUGGAUGACCUUAAGGACUUGAGUCCACGUUAUCAACUGGAUUCCUCAAGUCUGGAUGAUCCCUGUAUCUUAGCUCCCACGUACGAGCUCGCCAUCUGCCUCAUUGAGAGCUUUGACAUGAUGGAGAGCGAAAAUACCAGUGAGGCAGAGACAGAAGGCAGCGCCAGCUUCCCAGAAAGAGGCAGUGUACUAGUCUUCUUACCGGGCAUAUACGAGAUAACGUAUAUGCAACAAGCCCUGGCCAAGUUGGUCAGCAGGAGAUUGCAGGUUUAUGCCCUCCACUCCACCAUUACAAUGGAGGAGCAAUAUGGUGUAUUCCUGUCAGUUGUGCCUGGAUACAGAAAGGUCAUCCUUUCCACCAAUAUUGCAGAAAGCUCUGUGACUGUGCCCGAUGUCAAAUAUGUUAUUGAUUUCUGCUUGACUCGUCAAUUGGUCUGCGACAAAGAAACCAAUUAUCAAUUUUUGCGUCUCGCCUGGGCAGCAAAGACCAACUGCAACCAACGCAGAGGAAGGGCGGGUCGAGUUUCAAAGGGCUACUGUUACCGUCUUGUCAGUAAAGACUUCUGGAAGAACGACAUCCCGGAUUACAUGAUCCCCGAGAUGCUGCUUGCACCCCUGUCCAACAUCAUGCUGAAAGUGAAGCUGCUUGACAUGGGAGACCCUCGGUCCCUGCUUUCAACAGCUCCUUCACCCCCCAACCUCAAAGAGAUUGUGAGGACUGUGCUCCAACUGAAAGAGAUUGGAGCUCUGUCUGCUAAACAGGAUAGAUCUCAAAAUGAAGACGGCGAGCUGACAUUCCUGGGCCGAGUGCUGGCCCACUUACCUGUGGACCUUUACCUUGGCAAGAUGAUUGUCCUGGGUCACAUCUUCGGUUGUCUGGAUGAGUGUCUCAUCAUAGCUGCUUGCAACUCCAUGAAGAGUUUCUUUGCCAUACCUUUAAUGCAGCAGCUUGCUGGUCACAGGAGUAAGAUGGCAUUUGCCCAAGGAAGCCAAAGUGAUUCCAUAGCAUUUGUCAACACUUUCAAGGCUUGGCUCAGCUUCAAAAAGCAAGGACAGCUAAGAAACAUAAAGGAUGAGCUGGACUGGGGAAAAGAAAACUUCAUUCAAAUCAAAAGGAUUCGGGAGGUUGCAGUGUUGUAUGAAGAUCUGAAAAAACGCGUGGAACGUUUCAACAUGCGUGUACCGGAGAACACUGUGCACGUGGCCUACACCAGCACACACACACAGAGGUUUAUCCUUCAGUUGGUCAUUGCUGGGGCUUACUACCCCAACUACUUCGUCCAAGGGGAGAUAGACGAGGCUCUGGCUUCCAAGGAAUUGAGUGGUUUUAACCCCAGAACAACUGUGAUGCUGAGGAACCUCCCUCCUUUCAGUUUUCUCUACUACAAGCAGCUGCAGUCUCUCUUCCGACAGUGUGGACAGGUCAAAGCCAUUUCCUUUGAGUCCUCCAGAGCAUAUGUGGAAUUCUACAGGACGUCACACGACAGCGCAGCCCUGCCUGAGGUGUUGCUUGCCCUCCUCCUGGCCCAGCAGAAACCUGGCCUGGAGCUUUUAGUCUACCCCACUGAACAAAUAGAAAUCAGUGCCGGCACCAGACAAAUAUCUCACUUGAAAUACGCUCGGGUGAAUGUUGACUUACAGAGUCAGUCCGUAUUCCCGGUGGGACUGGUGAGCAGCACCCUUGACCCAGACAAACUGCCUCCCAACGACUUGUUUGUGGUCAACGUUACCUUGGUGGUGGAUGUAGGUCAUUUUUGGGGUUUUCAAGCAGAUGAAGCCAGUAUAGAGAAGCAGAGCCAACUGACGGGAGAGAUCAACUCGCGCACCCUCCAACCUGUGACUGUGUUGCUCUAUCCCAACCUUCUUUGUCUGGCACCUUACUCAGAUACAAAUGAACAAGGUCUCUACUACCGGGCCAAGAUCCUGCACAUACAUGGAAACACAGUAGAGGUGUUCUUCUUGGACUUUGGCAACACACAAGUUGUCCAAUGCAAAGACCUGAGGGAACUGCCAUCUGACCUUCAGUCUCAACCUUUUCAGGCGCAGGAAUUUCAAGUCGUGUCCAUGCGCCCGUCGCCCGAGUCCAUCAUCACCGGCAACCAGUGGAGCAGCCGGGCCCGUCAGCGAUUCACAGCGCUGGUGAAAGGUCACUCUGUCAUGGUGUCGCUGUAUUCGAUUCUCCACCGAGUCAUGCGCGUGGAGCUGUUCAUCCACAGCGAGAUGACGAACAAGAGUGUAGUGGAUAUUUUUGUGGAAGAAGGCUACGCCGUCCACGUCGAAGAGAGCUUUGACUCCAAACAAAAUCACGAAGCGCUGAUUUCGCUUUACAAAGACAUCAAAACGGGCAUGUAUGUUCCCAAUUCCACCAGCAGCUCCUGGAAGGAUCGCAAGGAGGAGGAGAAGGAGCUCAUAGACUACCUCCUCUCUCACUUCUCCGAGCACCGCAUUCCUUAUUCCAGGACAAAGGUUCGUCUGCAAGGACCAAGCAGUCCACACAAAACCCAAUUCCACUGCUUGUACCACAACAUGUACAGUAGGACUGUGUCCAUAGAUCGACACAGCAUCAACACCAUGGCUCUGAAUGUAAACCCUGACUACAAGCACCAAAGAAUGCUGGUUGCUGGGAGCGUCUUUAUCAAUUCUGCAGGUACCAACAUUCUUCCGAAAGACACUUCGCUCAUGCCAGACAUCCCUGGACUGCCUGCCAUUGUUACCAUGCUCUUCGCCCCAAUCAUGGAGUUGCGCACUAAUGAGGAAAAGUCUUGCUAUACCGGAGCACUAUGUGGUUUGGGCUGGGACAGUGAAACACAAAAUGCAAUCCUGCCUGAACACGACAUUGAAAUGGCCUUUGACGUCAAGUUUGAUGUUGAAGACUUCACCGAGAUAAACGCCCUGCGAGUGGCUAUUAACUGCUUGGCAUGCGAAGGGCCAAACGGCAGCCUGCACUUUGGGCCUGAGAAGAUUCACAAACUCCAAGAGGACUGUCGUGAACGUCUCAUAAGAUUGUUCACCAAGUCUCCUCCGAGGGAAAUGAUCACUCCGCUGCACUGCGCUGAUGCGGGGAGAUGGAAUCAGGCUGAGCAGUCACUCCGGAUGGACAUGACAGAAGUCGGAAGUGGAAAACUGAGAGGAGUUCUCUUUGAGCUACACCCCCUCAUUCUCCUUAACAACUGA